AUGGGGGAGCUCCGGGCAACACCGGCCAGUCGGAUAACAACAAACGACAAGGCGGAGAUUAAGCGGCUGGUGGUGGUGGUACCCAACGAGACGUCCUUCCAAGGGCGGCGUGCAUACACCAGCGAGGACGAGGCAUGGCGGUCCUACUUGGAGAACCCUCUGACUGCAGCCACUAAGGCCAUGAUGAGCAUCAAUGGAGACGAGGACAGUGCUGCCGCUCUGGGACUGCUCUAUGAUUACUACAAGGUUCCUAAAGAAAAGAGAUUGUUGCCCAUCGCCAAAGUGGUUGAAAUUUCAGAGGAGCAGGAAAAGAGGGGAGCCUCGGGGACCAGCAUCAACGGCCAGCAGGGUGACAACAUACAGAUGGUGGACAACCGAGUCCAGGUGCUGAAGUCUGUCCCAGUCAACCUGUCCCUCAACACUGACCACCUGGACAAGAGAGUCAACAUGUCCCUCAACACUGACCACCUGGACAAGAGGGAGGAGUACGGGUCGGGGACGGGUGACGGACCUGGGGCUAUUGCCUUGGUGAAGGCAGAGAUGUAUGCCCCGGUGUUCAUGGGCCCUGGGGUCGGGACGGGGGUGCACUACCGAGUGGAGGGCGAGGAGCAGGGGUCAAGGGUCGUCUAUGAACAGAUGAGUCCGUAUGUGUCCGAUGUGUCAACAGUUAGUCACGGAGCAUACGUUAAGGAGGACCAGCGCAGCACGCCUGAUGACAGCCCGUAUGAAGAGGAGAGCGAUGUGAAAUACCACACACCCAAGUCUAUAGCACAGGAAGAGUUUAUCUUCGACCAACAAGUAGUGGAUACGUUUCAGUACAAGCUGGAAGCCACCAGGUCACUGCGUGUGAAGCAGGGGGAGGGGCCCAUGACGUACCUGAACAAGGGCCAGUUCUACGCUGUGACGCUCAGCGAGCUGGGAGCUAACAAACGCCUGAGACAUCCAAUCAGCAAAGUCAGGAGUGUUAUCAUGGUGGUGUUCAGUGAAGACAAGAACAGAGACGAACAGCUGAAGUACUGGAAGUACUGGCACUCCCGCCAACACACUGCUAAACAGAGAGUACUAGACAUAG
This is a messenger RNA of Salvelinus namaycush (lake trout), 1072 nucleotides long. RefSeq names its product grainyhead-like protein 2 homolog. Gene Ontology annotation, biological process: neural tube development; brain development; regulation of transcription by RNA polymerase II. NCBI's taxonomy places the organism in Eukaryota, Metazoa, Chordata, Actinopteri, Salmoniformes, Salmonidae. The transcript is spliced from 7 exons. Gene Ontology annotation, cellular component: nucleus. The record is from RefSeq and is a predicted model, not a curated record. The annotation marks the transcript as partial. Gene Ontology annotation, molecular function: DNA-binding transcription activator activity, RNA polymerase II-specific; RNA polymerase II cis-regulatory region sequence-specific DNA binding.